This is a messenger RNA of Anopheles bellator, 3287 nucleotides long. RefSeq lists its product as uncharacterized. Gene Ontology annotation, cellular component: membrane. The record is from RefSeq and is a predicted model, not a curated record. Gene Ontology annotation, molecular function: G protein-coupled receptor activity. NCBI's taxonomy places the organism in Eukaryota, Metazoa, Arthropoda, Insecta, Diptera, Culicidae. Gene Ontology annotation, biological process: cell surface receptor signaling pathway; G protein-coupled receptor signaling pathway.
AAAGCUUUCGCCGCAGUGCCUCAGUGUGGCGGCUCGUGAAUCGUGAAUGAAUCUGGUGCAGGUGUUUCGUGUCACUUGUGGAGUGGAGUGUGCGUGGAGUGGCCACCGCCCCAGAUCGGCCUCGGGACCUCGUGCUAGUCGCGUUAGGAAACGCUACAUUGUCCAAACAAACGAAAAACAUGAUGCAACGUGGGCCUUAUCGCGGCCCCACGAUAAGGGCGGCCCGUCGGUGGUGUUGGUGGCACUGGUCACUGGCGGUCGUGGUGGUGGUGUGGGGGGUCUGCACGGCCACCGGGCAACCGUGCCCGGUGCGUGAGUCGGUAGAUAUCACCAACGGUACCGAGGACUCCGCCGGAAGGAUCGAGCACGAGGGCGUUCUGUAUGGUCCUUCGGAGCACUUCUGGGAUGGAGGCGUUCGGCGUGGAUGUGUUUGCCUGGUGCGUCAGUGUAUCCAUAUUUGCUGUCCCGGUGGGCCCUGUACGGUGCAGGAGCUGAAUGUAAACGUCUCGGAACCGCUCGACGGUGCCUCGUAUCGGACGGUGGACCUGGCGCAAGAUCCCGGUCGCUAUCACAUGCUCUACUCGUUGCCGGAGUGCGACGGUACGCUGCUGUCGCUCGAUUGGAACGAAUAUGUGCUGAGACCGGACAGCACACUGGCGUACGGAUCGUCGGUCUACGAGUACCGCCAGUACUGCCUCCAGACGGAAGGACCCGAGGGCCUGGUUAACGCCGGGUACUGCGAAACGGUCGACGCGCUGGCGUUCCAUCGGAUGUACUCGAUCGGCAUCAUCGUGUCGAUUCCGUUUCUGCUGGCCACCUUCCUGGUGUACGCGAUCCUACCGGAAAUGCGCAACGUCCCGGGCAAGUCGCUGAUGUGCUACGUUGGCUCCCUCAUCGUGUCGUACGUGCUGCUGGCCUUGAUGCGCUUCAACGUUUACGGGUACCGGUCGACGCUCUGCUUCGUCACCGGGUACGUGGUGUACUUUUCCCUGCUGGCCAGCUUCUUCUGGCUCAACGUGAUGUCGUUCGAUAUCUUUUGGACGUUCGGAGGGAGUCGUGGACGGACGAGCGAACGGCGCCGGUUCCUGUACUACUGUCUGUACGCCUGGGGCACUCCCCUGGUGAUCCUGUCGUUCGUCCUGCUGGCCGACAACACGGACUUUCUGCACGAAGCGAUACGGCCCCAGAUCGGCACCAGCCGGUGCUUCGUCAAGGAGGAGAUGCUGAUUGGCUUCCUGUACAUGUACCUGCCGCUGCUGGUGCUCGUCGGUGCCAACGUGCUGUUCUUCGCCAUCACGGCCAUCCGCAUCUUUCGUAUGGAACAGGCUACGGCCGCCGCCCUGUCGGGUGAUUCGAGGCGCCACGCCAAGUACGAGAAGGAUCGCAAUCGGUUUAGCCUCUAUUUGCGCCUGUUCACCAUCAUGGGUGUGACCUGGACGGUGGAGAUAGUGACCUGGCUCGUCGGCGGCGAAUCGUGGCUGGUUUACGCGCUCGACAUCUGCAACCUAUUCACCGGCAUCGUCAUAUUCGUGCUGUUUGUUUGGAAGCAGAAAGUGAAGACCCUGUUGCUGCAGCGAUUCACCACCCGGGAGGAGUCGAGGGCACGCGGUGAGCACCAGACGAACAACAGCACUAUCAGCACGACACGAUCGACGGAAGUGAAAUUCGGCCCUAACCCCACCAACGUUCCCCUAACCGACAUGACUCACAUCCAGCUGACAGAAGGAAUCGCCGAUGAUAGUUGUCCCGCGGAGGACAGGAUCGACCUCUCGGAAGGGAUCAUGGAUCGGAGCGGUGCGAUCCGAUACGGGGCAGGUGUCUAUCAACCGGACAACUACAACGUAACUGACGGCCAGCAGCAGCAGUACUACAGCUGCGUUUGCUCACGACGGGUCUGUAUCUACGUGUGCUGUUACCACAUCGACCGGACCAGCUGCGAAGAGUCGGAUCUGCCCUUGAACCGAAGCUGGACACCGAGCGGCCAGCGUUCGGCGGAAGUGGACGUGAAAGGAAGCGCGGGCUAUUGGUUGAUCUACGCGACGCCUCCCGCUUGGAACUACACUCCCGGAUUCGCGUUGCGCAUUUCCGGCUACGAAGGUGAACUGAACGACGAUGGCAGCUUCGCGUACGGCUCGAACGUGUACCCCCGUCGGUCGUUCUGUGUUAAUCCGGGCUCAGAGCCGACCCCCUUCGUGUGGAUAAAGGAAGCACCGGAACAGAUCGAUGUGCAUCAUUGGCAUUCGUUGGGUAUGAUCAUAUCGGUACCGUUCCUGGUGGCCACACUGCUCGUCUACCUAGUGAUACCGGAUCUUCGCAACAUCCCCGGGAAAUCGCUCAUGGCCUAUGUGGUUGCCCUUACCAGCAGCUACGUGACCUUGAUCCUCAUCAAGCGCAGCAUAAUCGACCGAUCGCCCGAGUGGUGCACGGCCAUCGGGUACCUCUGCUACUAUUGCCUCAUGACCAGCUUUUUCUGGCUCAACCUGAUGGCAUUCGACAUCUACUGGACGUUCGGAGGACGACGCCGGUCCACGACGGACCGUGGCAAGUUCUACCUUUACUGCUGCUACGCGUACGGUGUUCCUUUGGUGUUCUUGGCCUUCGCCCUGGUGGCCGACAACACUGAGCUACUGCACUCCAAGAUCCGUCCAGGGUUUGGCGAUGGCCAAUGUUUGUUUCGGGGUACCAAGCUCACCGUAUUGAGGACACCCUCUAUAAACUUCUCUCUACCACGUGCAGCUGAGACGUUGAUCUCUCUGCUGUACCUUUACCUACCGCUAGGAUUGGUGGUCAGCAGCAACUUGUUCUUCUUCAUCAGCACCGCCGCCAAGAUUAACCACAUCGAGCGCUCGACUGCAGCCGCCCUACAGGGAGACUCCGGGCGCCACAGCAAAUAUACAAACGAACGGAAUCGCUACGGACUCUACGUUCGAUUGUUUGUGGUGAUGGGUGUCACUUGGAUGUUUGAGCUCAUCACCUGGGUGGCCGAUUCUCACAACUGGUUGGUUUACGCGACGGAUAUUUGCAACUGCAUCAGCGGGGUGUUCAUAUUCUUCCUGUUUGUCUGGAAGCGCAAAGUGUUGAUGUUGCUGCAAGAGAGGUUAAGUAGAGUGGCGGCUGUUGAACGGCGAAGGUCCGCUAGGGCUAAUCUGUAUCGGUUUUCACCUUGCAGGCUUAAGGGAAAGCAGGUCCGGAAGCAGGUUCAACCACUGUUUUCCGUGACUGCCACCAAAACGACCAGCUUGACGCAGACUGCCUCCGCACCGAAGAUGGAAAGCUCGAGUAACUGA